Messenger RNA from Neurospora crassa OR74A, 5117 nucleotides. RefSeq lists its product as hypothetical. Gene Ontology annotation, molecular function: protein binding. NCBI's taxonomy places the organism in Eukaryota, Fungi, Ascomycota, Sordariomycetes, Sordariales, Sordariaceae. Gene Ontology annotation, cellular component: nucleus; cytoplasm. Bases 607 to 4899 code for a protein of 1430 amino acids. The transcript has 3 exons. The record is from RefSeq and is a predicted model, not a curated record.
CGGGGGAUCGGCUAUUGCCCAAACGGUCGGGUCACCUGUAUCACGCGGAUUGGUUGCGGCGGCGCGCUUGCGCUUGUUCGUCCGGUGUCCAGCCUGUCCGUCGUUUCAAGACGCGCUGCAUUUGCACUGCAUCGGGCUGCAGCGAUGGCAUCAACGGCAUCCCGUGCAUGUAGGACCUGCCACCACAUGCCACACCACAUGGGUCCCGGGGAACGUCUUCAACCACUCCCGUGGACCGUUCUGGAAAUGGAAAUGGGCAUUAUUGCAAAAAGCUGGGUUCAAGGUGUGCUCAGCUUCUGUCACAGGGCUGUGACUGUUUUGAUGUCUGGUCUCUGAUGGUGGUGUGGAUGCUGGAGUGUCGUGGUAGGGUUACUUCUGUUGCUGAUUUCUCAUGGCUAACACCGUCCAGACACUCCCGUCACCUUUAUGUUCAUAUCUGUGCAAGUUUCCUUUUCCCUUUUCAAUUUGGUGUUGCACGUCGAAGACCACUUCUGCACACAGGCGUUUGGUUCCUUUCCUUCUUCCUUGUUUCUUCCUUUCCAUACUUGCAUGUUGUCUUGACCGUGCCGCUCGGGGCGACCUUGGUCAGCUUACUCGAAGUAUCUAAUGGGGUUCUCCUGGAAACCACAACAACAACAACAGCAACUUCACCCUAACCAACCGGCCCUCAUGGCUGACCACGAGAUCGAAGAGGCCAAGCGUCUAAUCCUCGCACGACGAGCCUCCGUCCAGACCAAGAGCAGCGACCAAUCCUUCGGUCGUCUUCGUACCCGAUCGCGGACAUUCUCCAACUCUCAAAAGCCCUUCACUUACCAAGAAAUCAACCAGGUCCUCGACGAGGUGGUGGAUGCAAACGGACCUGUGGGUGUGAUCAAGGCCCUCCUGGUACUCGGCGCCGACGUCAACUUUUCCAAGAGGAGGAGCGUGGACACCUGGAGCAAGCUGACUGGGAGGAAGAACGAAGGCUGGCGCAGUGAUAUCCUCAUCCGAGCAACCGUCCGAUGUCCCUCCGAGACUGUCUACGCUAUCGCCCAUCACGCCGACCAGGAGAAUCUCGAUGGCGCCUUGCAUCAUGCCAUGCUAAGGGGCAACCUCGCUGUGCUGCAGGCAUUGCUUGAUCACGGCGCAAAUCCUGUUCAGCUGCAUGAUGACUUCCUCGACCUUAUAUCCCGCAACCACGUCGAUCUCGUACAGGCUAUCCUGGCUGGCCACCGACUGCCGUGUCUCCCAUGUCGAUCUACUGGAUUGAUGAUAGCUGCCAAGAACGGGUCGCUAGAAAUCGUCAGUCUGUUACUCAAAUGCUGGGCCGAUGUUAAUCACGACGGCGGAGCUGCGUUGGUGGCAGCUGUAGAAGCCCGUCGCCCCGAUCUAGUUGCGGUUCUCAUCUCUGGCCCGGUACAGCCCUCUCCUCGUUCUUUGGACGCUGCUCUUGGUCGGGCCCAUAAGGAAAUAAUGGCACGUUCAAACGAGGAGCAUCGGGAAAUCAUCGAAAUGUGUUUGUCUGCCGGUGCUGCAGGAGAAGAGACGACCCGGCUUGUGACGGAGGGUGUCGUAGCCGCUGUACGAACGAGACACAUCCAGUUGCUAGACACAGUUCUCCGGGUCAAGAGGCCACCGCCACAGUAUGAAGCAAUGGCAAUGGUGGAUGCAGUCAAGGCGCAACACAUUGAUGUUCUGAGUAAGCUGCUUGUACUGAAGCCGCAGUCCAAGAGCCUCGCGCUUGCGGUUUCCCAAGCAGUCGAAAUACAGAACCGACAAACGCGACACGACAUUACUCAGAUACUCAUCGAUUCGGGUGCUCAGGGGUCAUGUACGGCGGAGGCCUUGGUCAAGAUCGUCAAGAUAAUUGUUACCGAGCCCGGGAUGCCCCACAAGACGUCUUUAGAUCGAGCGAUGGACAAGAAGCUGUUCCGUCUUUUGCUUCAGCAAGGAAAGGCAGAUGUGAACUAUGAAAAUGGCGAAGCUUUGCAGAUUACUGUCCAGAAGCCGUGCCUGGAGAUUGCUGAGGAGAUUGUUAGUAGGGAACCAUCGCCCGAAGCAUUGGGUACUGCCUUGCCUUGGGCAAUGGAUCUCGUCAACCCGAGGGCCAGGGAGUCGAUGAUUGAGCUCCUGCUUCGAAAGCACAUUAAUGAAGAUGCUGUAGGAAAAGCCUUGGUUCAGGCCUUUAAGGAAGGGCCUGAUAAUGGGCCCCUCGUCAAGUUACUCCUCACUCGUGCAUCCGUUAAUCAUAACAAUGGAGAAGUGUUCAUCUUCGCGAUUCGCCAAUACCGACCCGAGACGUUCCGAAUGCUCCUCGACCAAGGGAUUAGCUACAAAGCGCUCUUCACCGCCAUCAACGAAGCCCUCAAAACCUCUAGGACGAACAGGCGAGCGGUUUUUACGGAUCUCAUGAGUCGCCUACAGUUCGACCAUCUGAAUACUGCAUUGAAGUACGUUGUUCUCGAGGCCGACACCGACCUGACUCUGGCCAAAUCACUACUCGAAGCAGGAGCCGAGGCUACACACGAGAAUGGUGUCUGCAUUAAGAAUGCAGCCUCCAAUCUCGAUCACGAUACCCUUGGUCUCCUGACAGAAUACUCCGGCACUCAUGACAGCAUCUUCACGCAAGCUAUGACCGGUGUCGUCAACCGUGGAAAGCAGUGGGUUGCCUUUGAACAUGUUGAGGUCAUGAAACUCCUCGUCCGAGGAGGGGCCUCUACCCAGGUUAUCAACAAGGCUGUGGUGGAAGUCGUCGACACUUUGGCCUGCAAGGAGUCACAGAUCGAGCUGGCCAACAGAUUUCUCGACAUCUUCUUUGCUGCCGGCGCCGAUGUCAACUAUGAAAACGGAAAACCGGUCGGAAUCGCCGCCAGUCGUGGUGAUCCGGUGCUUCUUGCGCGGUUGCUUAGUAAUGGUGCGUCGUCGAUGACUUCCACACAUGCUCUCUCAACUGCUAUAAUGGCGCACCAUGACGAGAACCUGUUACUGCGGUUGAUCGACGUUUUUGCGGAUAGGCGAACUGCGGCACCGGAUGUGAACCAGUCGAUUCCGGGCAUGCCAUCGCCGAUCUUUCUGUGCCUCAAGUCGUACCCCAAGUCGCUGGCCCUGUUGGAUAGUCUCGUCGGUGCCGGGUGUGAUCUCGAGUCCACCGUGCUGUCGGAUGUUUGCCCUGAGGAGGAGUCAACUGAGAAGAAGGUGCGGGCUGGAAAUUUUGAUGAGCCGGUUACCGUCUUGUUAUGGGCUCUUUUGCCCAGGAAUAGCCAGAUUGAUCCUGCUGUCGUUAAUGGGCUUGUUCGUCACGGUGCCAACACCGCUUACGCGUCGCCGAGAACUCAUACUACCGCUUUGAUAUUGGCGGUCAAGUCAGGAAGAGUUGAAGCCGUGCAGACACUCCUCAAUGCCGGUGCCAAAGUCACUGCCAAGGACAGCCAGGGACGUUCCGCUUUGUACAUUGCCGCCAGGUUGGGCAAUGCGGAUAUUGUGGCCGCGUUGCUGAGGAUCAACUCUUCCCUAAACGAUGGCAGUCUCCAUGAAGCGUCGCGUAACCUCCACACCGGUGCAAUGCGCCUCUUGGUUGAAUGCGGCCAUGAUCCUAACUACAGGUCAAGCAAGCAUGACGGACGCACUGCCUUUGGUGAGAUGGCUCUCAAGGCCACUGUGCCUCGCGAUAUUUCCAUUGCUGAGGAAGCCGUCGAAAUUCUCUGCACCGGCGGUGCCAGCCCUCUGCUCAAAACCAAUGGAAAGACAAUCCUGUUCUUGGCCUUGGACAAUAUGGACAACGAAGCCAUGACCCGUCUACUCCUGGACAAGCAUCUGUAUCGCAUCCUCAACAGCCCGGAGAAUAUGUAUGUGGAGGAUAUCUACCACUACUCGCCAACCAUGUAUGUCAAGAAAGGCAUGCUUCAGGGACCAAGGACCGCCGGUCUGAUUGAGAUUCUGGAGGGCCAUGGCGGCGAAGACCGGUACUACGCUACUAUGGAACAGAAACAACCACAUGAUGCUGUAGGUAUGCCCGAGGAGAUCCAGCAGUUCGAGCGGGAGCGCCGUGCGCGAGAACGACGCAUCCGGGAAGCAGAAGAGGAACACGCCGCCACCCUGCGUCGCGAGUAUGAAAAAGCCAAGACGGUCGACGUGAUCGAGGACUUGCAUCACAACCGCUCAUACCGGCAUUACGAGGACAUCUCUGACCAGCACCGCCGGAACAAGUACCUCGAUCACCAUACUGACGUCACCAUCAAAACCGAAGCGGCCCUCGUCGACAACUCCCUCAAAAUGCACGGCGCCAGCGUCGACAACGCCAUCCAGUGGCAACGCCACAACAACCACAUGGCCAUGGGUGUCAACGCCGCUCACGUCCAGCGCGAUAUCAAAAUGCAGCGGCACGCCGUUGAUCUGACUAUUGGCCGCGAUGCCGCCCAGCUUAACCGGUCCAUCGCCAUUCGGCACCACAACGACGGGAUGGUCAUGGCCUCGCAGCAGCGUGGCGCCCAGCUAGCGCACAUGCGCCACGAACACCACCAGGUCAUACAGCAGCGGAAAGACCACGGCGUUAUCGACCACAUCCACGCCGAGAACCGGCACGCGCUCGAAAUGCGCGCGGGCGCCCAGCGCCAUGGGCAGGCACUCGCGCACCAGCGAUCGGCGCACCAGCUGGGCAUGAGGAAUCGCGCGGAUUACUAUAACCAGGGACUGGAGUUCCAAGGGAGAGCGCAGGCGAUGCAUGAGAGGCAUAUUGAGGGCAUUCAUCAGAAGCAUAUGAUGCUGGCGGGGGCGAAGCAUACGAUGAACAUGACGGAGUUGGGGGCGCAGAGGGGAAAUAUUAUUGGGCAGACUAAUUUGAAUGAAUUAAGGCAGUGGUCGGCGGCUGGAGGGGGGAGGAGUAUUGGGUAUGGAGGGGGCAGAGUGCAAUUGCUAAAUUGAGUGUGCGUUUGGAAGAACUUUGGCGAGAAAGAGAUGAAACGACGGGAAAGCAUCGAAAGAAGGGACGAAGAAAGAAGGAGGUGCAUUGGAAGGCAACUGAAGGCCCAAAGAAUGACGCGGAGAUAUGGCUGGCGUUUUGCGGAUUUUUGAUACCAUAAACAUAGCGUUUAUCUUUUAUUUAGACCUUUAUAUCUUCAGAAUGUAUUUCUUUUUUCAUC